CAUAAUUGUGUUAUGACUACGAGAAAGAAACGCCUUGAAUAUGAAGAUAGUCUUCCAGUAGAUCUGAUCAGCGAAAUCUUGCUGAGGGUUCCAGUGAGGCUUCUCCUACAACUGAGGAUCAUAUGCCGUUCAUGGAACUCUCUAAUCUCCAGCCCUGAAUUCGCCAUGCUCCACCUUCAACGCUCAACCCUAACUCAGCUGCCGCCGCCAUUGCUAUGUUGGAAGGAAUGGAUACUGACGGACGACAUCAUGCAUUGCUCUUCAUCACAAUCUCUUAUUCUUUAUCGCCGGCAUCAGCCAACGACAUUCGUGUCGUAUCCAGCUGACGGGAAAUUCAUCAGGGGAUCUUGCAACGGAUUGCUCUGCCUGACUGAAGGUUUUUUUCCCUUUGAAACUCUGACUUUGUUAAAUCCCAUUACCCGUUCGGUAUCCCCAUCCAUUCCAUUCGAGUGCUCCGAGGAGUGCGGAGAACGUGUUUUUUGUGGCUUUGGCUAUGAUACCCUACAUGACCAGUACAAGUUCGUUAUGGGUUGUUGUUACUCAUCUCUUAUAACUGAUUCCCAAGUGAGAUCUGGAGCUAUAGUUUUCACUUUUGGUGCAAAUCCUUGUUGGAAAACUGUUGAUCAUCCCGUAUUUCCGUACGGUCUAGUUAGCUCAGCAGAUGGAAUAUUUGUGAGCGGCACUCUGAAUUGGAUUGUGUAUGAUCCUACUAUUACUAGUGCUAUAGAUAAUGAUGAAUUUGAGUGGUUCGUUCUUACCUUCGAUCUGGAAACGGAGUCGUUUGGUCGAAUGUGUCUGCCUAUUAUUGGAAGGCGCUCUCACUGCACCCAAGCGCCUCAAUUGCAAGUCCACAAUAACUGUCUUUCUUAUUGUUUUCACACUCCGGAUACGCCAAUUAUUUACAGUGUCUGGAUAAUGAAGGAGUAUGGAGCUGAAGAGUCUUGGACUAAAUUGUUCGCAAUCCCAAUCCCAGCAUUCGAUGUUGGAAUCUUCCCAGAUGUUUUGAUAGCACCCUUGUAUAUGUAUAUCCCAGAAGAUCAUAAUCUUUUAGCGCUAAAUGGAUCGGAUGGCAGAUUGUUUGUGGACAAUUUACGUCAAAACCAACUAGUUUAUCAUGUGCCUGACGGGUAUUAUUGGACAUCUUCAUUCCUUUGCCAUGAGAGCUUGGUCUCGCCGUCACAUUAUUGUAGUCUUAGAACUAUUGAUCAGAGCAAUAUUACAUGA
Arachis ipaensis is the source of this 1224-nucleotide messenger RNA. RefSeq names its product F-box/kelch-repeat protein At3g23880-like. The record is from RefSeq and is a predicted model, not a curated record. Lineage: Eukaryota; Viridiplantae; Streptophyta; Magnoliopsida; Fabales; Fabaceae. Gene Ontology annotation, molecular function: protein binding.